This is a messenger RNA of Lindgomyces ingoldianus, 1674 nucleotides long. RefSeq lists its product as uncharacterized. Lineage: Eukaryota; Fungi; Ascomycota; Dothideomycetes; Pleosporales; Lindgomycetaceae. Gene Ontology annotation, molecular function: glycosyltransferase activity; chitin binding; hydrolase activity, hydrolyzing O-glycosyl compounds. Gene Ontology annotation, cellular component: fungal-type cell wall. Gene Ontology annotation, biological process: carbohydrate metabolic process; fungal-type cell wall organization. The record is from RefSeq and is a predicted model, not a curated record. The transcript has 3 exons. The coding region runs from base 257 to 1576 and encodes 439 amino acids.
CAAUUGCACCUCAUUCGCUGAAUACUGACAUCAACUGCCCUCAACCCCUCGCGCCUGCCGUUUCAGCACCAGAACUGGGAAGGAGCUCGAUAUAGACACUAAUUCGUUCAUCUAUCACCUACCGAGGGAGACGUCUUGAAAGCUGCCGACCUAGUGACGGGUGACAGCUGCACUCUGCCCUUAGCAUCCUUACACGACAUCCAACUGUCCGACACGGUCACGACUUUGGCCCACGACUUCGGCCGCCACUAUCACCAUGGUUCGACGCGCUCUCUCCGCUGCCCUCGCGGUAGCAGCCUUCUCUGCGACUGCCCUAGCUAGCAUUAAAUGCGGGCCUGGGAAUAACUGUCCGGCAGACACGCCGUGCUGCUCCCAGUAUGGCGAUUGCGGUGUAGGCGCAUUCUGCUUGGGCGGCUGCGACCCGCUGUUCUCUCACAAAAUGGACUCGUGUGUGCCUAACCCCACGUGCAAAUCCGCAGACUACAAGCUGAAGACCCUCGACGAUGUCAUGUCCAUCGACAAGUAUCUCGGAGACGCGUCUACUAUCAACUGGCAGUCGCAGGGCAAGCCCGUUAUCUACAAUGACGCCCUUCUAUUGACCAUGGCCGAGGGCACCGUGGGAACGUUGCUGGCCUCCACGCACUAUGUCUGGUACGGCAAGAUUUGCGCCAAGAUGACGACGAGUCAAGGCAGGGGCGUCGUCACGGCCUUUAUAAUGAUGUCUGACGUCAAGGACGAAAUCGACUUCGAGUUCAUCGGUGUGGAUAUCGUGAACGCCCAGUCCAACUACUACUCGCAAGGCGUGACAGUGUAUACCAACGAGAAGAACCUGACGGUCGGCAACACAGUCGAGAAGGUGCACGAAUACUGCAUCGACUGGAAACCUGAUGAGCUCCACUGGAUUAUCGAUAACAAAGACAUGCGCACCGUCAAACGCUCCGAUACGUGGAACAAGACCUCGAACCGCUUCGACUACCCGCAAACCCCUGCUCGCAUCAUGCUUUCGCUCUGGCCCGCUGGUCUGCCAAGCAACGAGAAGGGAACCAUCGACUGGGCCGGUGGUGUAAUCGACUGGAACUCGCAGUACAUGCAGAACGGGUACUAUUAUGCCAUGGUCUCAGAAGUCACCGUGGAGUGCUACGAUCCGCCCUCCGGUGCCCAGGUCAACGGAAAGAAGUCAUACAAGUACACCGAUAAGGCCGGCACGAAUAACACCAUCAAAAUCACCGACGAUGAGGUCAUCCUCAGCUCCUUCUACGCCACGGGCGAGAACCCCAAAGAGGGCGCCUCAUCCGUCAGCUCUGGCGCCAAGCCCACCAAAUCCGUCGAAACCGUUCCUGGAGGUCUCUCGGGUGGUGGUAACCGUGGUGAAGACGCAUCGUCGGCUGUCAGCGGUGCGGCCGCAACAGCAACAGCCUCUGGAGCUGCAGCGUCAGCGUCAGCCGGCGGCGGCCAAAACUUUGAACAAGGAGGCGGCAACAAGGGCGCCGGAACAUCUCUCGAACCGGGACUCGGAAAGAUGAGCGGGUCUGCGCUCGCCGUGGUCGUUGCCGUCCUCGGUCUGCUUGUCCUAUGACCUGGUCCUUCCGUGAAAUAGAGUCUGUCUGCGUCUCCUCACUCCCAUGUCGCUGAUUUAUGAGCACAUCAUCGCCGUGUCUGGUUUCAUGUCAUUCC